Molecule: messenger RNA, 2704 nt
Organism: Rubroshorea leprosula
Lineage: Eukaryota; Viridiplantae; Streptophyta; Magnoliopsida; Malvales; Dipterocarpaceae
Source: the annotation of a GenBank genome assembly
GUUAUAAUCCUCUGCAUUUUCCUUCUCUAGCUGUGUUGUUGGAGAUUGCUCCAAAAGCAAUAUGUCAAGCAGGAGAGUUUCAUUGUUUGCUUGCUUGCUUAUUUUUUCUUUCUUUUACAUUUGGUUGUUCGAUGCUGUGGGUGCUGCUUCUCAUACUAUUUCACAAGGACAGAAUAUUUCACAAGGACAGAUGAUAACACCUUCAGAGACCAUAACAUCAGAAGGUAACAUGUUUGAAUUGGGAUUCUUUAAUCCUGGGGGUUCCACAAAUUGCUAUGUGGGAAUAUGGUACAAGCACGUCUCUGAGCAAACCAUAGUGUGGGUUGCCAACAGAGAUCUUCCCCUAACUGGUUCUUCUCUGUUUCUUACAAUCAGUAAGGAGGGAUUCCUGGUGAUUAUUGAUGACAGGAUUACCUACCGGAUAAGUGACAAUUCAUUGGGCCAGAACGUAAGCGCCACUCUCUUGGAUUCAGGGAACCUGGUUCUGAGAAAUGACAACUUCGAUAUACUUUGGGAGAGCUUUGACAACCCUUCUCACACUUUUCUACCAGGAAUGAAAGUUGGUUAUAGUAGAAAGACGGGGAAAGUUUGGUCAUUAAAAUCUUGGAAAGAUGCACAAGACCCAAGCCUUGGGAGUUUUGAGAUCAAAAUGGAUCCUAAACAACCAAAUGAGGUGUUCCUCGUGCGUGGCUCUGAAAUCUUGUGGCGAAGUGGGGUUUGGAAUGGUAAAAGUGCUUUUGUCUCAAUCCCUGAAAUGAGAUUGAAUUAUAUCUUCAAUUAUAGCUUGAUAGAAGAUGAAAAUGAGACAUAUUUUACUUACUCUCUAUAUGAUAGCAGUGUCUUAAGUAGAGCAAUUUUAGAUGUCUCUGGACAGGUCAAACAAAUAUCAUGGCUAGAGAGCACUGUUUCUUGGAAUUUGUUCUGGGCACAACCAAGAGAUAUAGGUCAGAGAUGUGAUAUCUUCUGUGGUAAAUUCAGUUUCUGCAGCAGUUACAAACUGACCUGCCAAUGCCUGCAUGGUUUUGUCCCCUCAAAGCAACAGUUACAGCAAGAUCUGUCUGGUGGUGGAUGUGUCAGAAGAACGACACUGGACUGUGAGAAUAGCAUACCUGUGAAUAAAUCUCAAGACAGGUUCCUUAGGAUGGAUGAUAUGACAUAUCCAGCUGUAGCUAGUAGGGUUGUAAAGAUUCAGGAUGCAAAAGACUGCAGAUUACUUUGCUUGGAUAACUGCAAUUGCAGUGCAUAUGCAUACAAUGGCAGUUGUUUAAUAUGGAAUGGGGACAUUUUGAAUCUCAGACAACGUCCAAAAAAGGAUCCUGAUGGAAGAACAAUAUACCUUAAACUUGCUGCUUCUGAAUUUCAAAGUCCAGAAGGAAGCAAGACAUUUUUAUGGGUAAUUGUAACAGUUGUUGCCAUCACAGUGCUAUUGCUUUCAGCUUCCUGUGUUAUGUAUCACUGGAGGAAAAGACUCAGAAUGCGAGAAACAAGGGGUUUGAUUACAAGUGAGGAUAUAUUACUAUUUGAUGUUGACACGGGCAUCACCAAUGGUAAUGGUGAAAUUUUUGGUAGUGAAAAUUCAAAUUGGGGAACUGGUAGGAGGAAAGAUGCUUGGUUGCCAUUGUUCAGUUUCGCUAGUGUAUCACUAGCUACGGAUAACUUCUCCAUAGAAAAUAAGCUAGGAGAAGGGGGUUUUGGACCUGUCUACAAGGGAAAGCUAUUAAAUGGACAACAAAUAGCAGUAAAGAGACUAUCCAGAAGGUCAAGACAAGGACUGGAGGAGUUGAGAAAUGAGACAAUGCUCAUAGCUAAACUCCAGCACAGAAACCUUGUCAGACUCUUGGGUUGCUGCUUAGAGCAAGGCGAGAAGAUAUUGAUCUACGAGUACAUGCCUAACAAAAGUUUGGAUCUAUUUCUUUUUGGUGCAACCACUGAAAAUUCACUAGGUUGGGCAACACGAGUACGUAUCAUUGAAGGAAUUGCUCAAGGACUUCUGUAUCUUCAUCAAUAUUCUAGAAUGCGAAUUAUUCACAGAGAUUUGAAGGCUAGCAAUGUCCUAUUAGAUGGCAACAUGAAUCCUAAAAUAUCUGAUUUUGGUUUGGCAAGAAUGUUCGGUGGAGACGAGUCACAAGCAAAUACUAAUCAUAUUGUUGGAACCUAUGGCUAUAUGCCGCCUGAAUAUGCCCUGGGAGGCCUUUUCUCCAUAAAAUCUGAUGUGUUCAGCUUCGGAGUACUACUAUUGGAGAUAAUAAGUGGCAGAAAGAACACUGGCUUUUAUAACAGCAACUCCCUUCACCUUCUUGGACAUGCAUGGGAUCUUUGGACAAGUGGUAAGUCUCUGGAACUGAUGGAUCCGUCUCUACGAGAUGUUUCUUCUGCCAAUCAACUGUUGAGAUACAUCAACAUUGCUCUCCUUUGCGUUCAAGAAUCUGCAACUGAGAGGCCAACCAUGUCUGAUGUUGUCUCGAUGCUGAGUAAUGAACUCACCGUUUUACCAUCUCCAAAACAACCGGCUUUCUCAAAUGUGAGAAGCGUAGGAAAUCCAAACGCAUGUCUUAGCAGCAGGGGAGAGAAUUGCUCUGUAAAUGAAGUAACAGCCUCAGUCAUGGAACCUCGAUAAAGCUGGAAAAUUAAAACUUGUAUUGUUAUGGUAACCUUAACUGAAUAGGUCAGUGUAGGUGCAUAUCAAUACACACUCCCUGCCUGA